Fukomys damarensis (Damara mole-rat) is the source of this 1937-nucleotide messenger RNA. It is a transcript of the gene Abraxas1, whose product is annotated as abraxas 1, BRCA1 A complex subunit. The transcript has 9 exons. Lineage: Eukaryota; Metazoa; Chordata; Mammalia; Rodentia; Bathyergidae. Gene Ontology annotation, cellular component: nucleus. The record is from RefSeq and is a predicted model, not a curated record. Gene Ontology annotation, biological process: mitotic spindle assembly; protein K63-linked deubiquitination; attachment of spindle microtubules to kinetochore. Gene Ontology annotation, molecular function: polyubiquitin modification-dependent protein binding; microtubule binding. The annotation marks the transcript as partial.
UCUGGCUCCCGCAGUCGGCCGCGCGGGCCACCGUGCGCCAGAGGACGCGAGGGGGAAGGUUUUCUCCUCGGGGAAGUGAAAGGUGAAGCGAAAAACAGCAUUACCGACUCCCAGAUGGAUGAUGUGGAAGUUGUUUAUACAAUUGACAUUCAGAAAUAUAUUCCAUGCUACCGGCUUUUUAGCUUUUAUAACUCUUCAGGUGAAGUCAAUAAUUACGCACUGAAGAAAAUACUUCCAAACGUUGAAAAGAAUGUGGUAGGUUGGUACAAGUUCCGUCGUCACACAGAUCAGAUCUUGACGUUUAGAGAGAGGCUGCUUCACAGAAAUUUACAGAAGCACCUUUCAAGCCAGGAACUUGUGUUUCUCUUGUUAACACCAAGCAUAGUGACGGAAAGCUGUUCCACUCAUCGGCUGGAACAUGCCUUAUACAGGCCUGAGAAAGGACUUUUUCAUAGGAUCCCUUUAGUAGUGACCAACCUGGGCAUAUCUGAGCCACUGGGUUAUAAAACUACAUCAAGCUCCUGUAUUUCCACAGCCUUUAGCAGAGCAGUAAAAACACACAGCUCUGAAUUUUUUAAAGAAGAUGGAUCCUUAAAGGAGGUACAUAAGAUAAAUGAAAUGUACGCUUCUCUACAAGAAGAAUUAAAGGAUGUAUGUGACAAAGUGGAAGGAAGUGAACGAGCAGUAGAGAAGCUAAUAAAGGACGUGAACAGGUUAAAACGAGAAAUUAAAACCAGACAGCAAGGACGGAUUCAGGCAGCACGAGAGAAUGUCCAAAAAGACCCACAGGAGAACAUUUUUCUUUGUCAAGCUUUACGGACCUUUUUUCCAGAUUGUGAAUUCCUCCAGUCUUGUGUUAUCUCUUUGAAAACCAGACAGAUUUCUAAAAGCAGAUGUAAUGCCACGCACGGUCUUGAGAUGGCAGACAAGCUGACCCUGAUGGUAGAGUAUGCCCACUCCCCAGAGGCCAGUCCAGCUAGGACACCAGAGGUGACUAAGCGCAAAGCCGUAGGCCCGGAUGACGGAUGGCAGGGGAAGAUGAUGCGGCUGUCAGAGCCAGAAAACAAACUACCUGAGACAGGUACCGAGAGCAGUUACCAAGAAAAGUCCUCUGCAACAAGCAGCCCAGAAAUAGACGAGGAGCUGGAAAGACUGCUGGCCUCUGGUGAAUAUCCAGCAUCUCCCACAUUUUAAUCCUUUCAACUCAAAAUGAAAAGUUUUCAUUUUGCCGAAUGUUUUUAUUGUUUUUACUGUGUGUAGCUGCUGGCCUUGAUGCAGAGAAGUUCACUCGUUUUGACUGUAUUCAGCUGUUCACAGUAAUGUCUGGAGGGAGUAUUUUGUUUUUAUUGUUUCGCUGUUUACAAUAGUACAUAAAUUAGUUCUACAGCACUUACUUUAUAAAAUACUUUUAAAAUACUGAUGCUUUUAAAAAUUUUUAUUUUUGCAGUGCUAGGUAUUAAACCCAGGCUUCCUUCACUUUAGGAGAAUGCACUACCACUGAGCUGCACUCCCAGCCCAAGACGCUUCUAUUUGAAAAUCAAAACAUUCCACUUUUCUUUCUAAAUUAUCAAGGGAAAGACAUUUUUAAAAAAUGUUCAAUGUACUUAGCAAUUCACAACAUGGAAGGAAUAUAAAGUUUUUAUGAAAAUUUAUUUUGCCUAAGUCAUUACAAUUCCUACUCCUUAUUAGUGAUGAUGAAAAGGUUAUUAAACUGGGCUUGGUGACACAAAGUUACUGUCUCAGCCACUGAGAAGGCUAAGGCAGCAAGGACCACUUGAACUCAGGUGUUUAAUGCCACCCUGGGCAAUGCAGUGACUCUAAGACCUGGUCUUAAAGUAUAUUAUGGCUAGACUUGCUAGUUAAAAUACUGGACAUCAGGCCAGGCAUGGUGGCGCAUGCCUGUAAUCCCAGCACUAGGGAGACUUAGGCAGGAGAAU